GAAGACAGUUAACUCUAUCCCAGCUAAAACCAGGACAAUAACUGAGGUUAUUUUCUUCCAGUAUGUAUGUUUCAUACUGUUCACUGAAAGUCAGGUUGGUAUAUAUAUAAAGAGAGAAGAAUUUCCUCUGCACUUGCCAAACUUUUAUUCUGUUUUACUUGCAUGUGUUUAAUCCUUGUGGAGAAAAAGAAGUGAAUCAACAUAAAACUUCUGAGGUUCUGUGUUUUUAUAAGCUAGGACAUUGGUCGUGUUAGGAAGUUCUUAGUAAAACUCACUUGUUCAUCUGCAGUUAUGUGAGGUACCUUUAAUGAAGGAUUGACUCCUGUUAGCCACCUAGUAUUUCUGGAGUAACGCAGCUUUGAGAGGAGUCAGUCUAAAAUUCUUCUAUUUAGAUAGCUAUUUGUAUAAAAUUGCUUUAAUACAUUUUAAGUGACGUGCUAGGCAUUGUCGUUCAAAUGUGCUCCCAAUGCUUCCUUUAAAGGAUCAUUAAUUUAAAGUCAAACCAUGCACAGCAAUACAAGGCAGGUGGGCUCUGGCAAAUCAAAUUCACCUAAAUUCUAGCGUGCUAUGUUGGGCUUUGGAUUUAUUUAUUUUUUAAUACAAAACACUUACAAGCCCUGUGGUGAUCUUUCUGAAUGUAAGUUAAAUAGUAAUUGUGCUGUGAAAUUGAACCUUCCAUCAUCCUUGCUGUGUCUUUGUGGAUACUUACAGUGCAGGGUAAAUAUUAGUACUGCAAACAUUAGAAACCAUUCGGAACUCCCACAGUAAGACAUUGUAAUUAUUUUGGCUUAAAGCUAUCUCAUGUAUGUUCACAGUGUAUGUACUUUUAAAGAAAUAUAAUAAAGGUAAGCACUGCUAAGCGGAGGGUACAGGACUGAGAUUCUAUUUUUAAAUUUAGUUUUGGAAAGACGUAUUGAUUUGAAUAUCUAGUCCUGACACUACAGUAAUGUCUUCAGCAUGGACUCCAUGGGGGUUUGUAAGUACCUGCCCGUGUGGAUUGGACUCCAGACCAAGAUGCGUGUGUCUAGCCGAAAAAUGGCUUUGGUUCGUCUCCCUCUCUCGUGCCGAUACUGCUGUUUUCGGUUUGUGUGGCAUGCCUCAUGGAGCUGAGCGAAUCUGUCGCGUUUUCGUGCGCUAGCAGAUGGGAGUAGGGUUCUUCAUGAAAAUAAUGCAGAUGGGAUCCCUUCUUUAAAACUUAAAUAGAUGGAAGUAGCAGGAGGAUUUUGUAGUGUCUUGUCUGUUUCAGUGGAAAAUAUUCAAAGAAUUUACAAAACUGAAGAUUUGAACCUCAUCUGCUGCUCCCAUUAUAUCAACUGUAAAGCUACUAUGACAAACAAAAAACACUUCAGGACUUGUGGUGCAGAUUUUGAAGGUGACUGAUGCACUUCUGCAAAUUAGUUAUUGCCCAGUUCCAGUUAGCGUCAUGUAUAUGAGACCAUUAAAAUGGAUUUUUUUGUUUCUCCUUGCAUUUUCUGUCAUAACGAUGUGGUACGUGACUUUUUCUUCCAACACUGUCAUUGAGCGUACAAACCUCCUGUAUUUCUAUGAAUAUGAACCGGUUUACAAGCAACACUACCUCUUCACGCUGCGGGAGCGCUUGAAUUGCAAAGACAUAAAUCCCUUUCUAGUCAUCUUGGUGUCUUCAAGACCCAAGGAUGUGAAGUCAAGGCAGGCCAUCAGGAUAACGUGGGGAUCUCAAAACUUCUGGUGGGGACACCAAGUUCUAACCCUGUUCUUACUAGGUGAGGACACUCAAAGAGAAGACGAUGCUGCAGCACUGUCGGUAGAAGAUGAAAGCAUCCUCUAUGGUGACAUAAUUCGCCAAGAUUUCAUGGACACUUACGACAAUCUCACCUUGAAAACAAUCAUGGCAUUUAGGUGGGUUGCUGAGUUCUGUUCAAAUGCUAGGUUCCUCAUGAAGACCGAUGCUGAUGUCUUCAUCAACACUGCUAACUUGGUAAAAUUUCUUCUGAAGCUAAAUUCCUCAGAAAAUAUUUUUACUGGUUAUCCCCUUAUAGAUAACUUUGCCUACAGAGGCUUUUACAAAAAAACAUACAUCUCUUAUGAUGAAUAUCCGUUCAAGUUGUAUCCUCCAUAUUGCAGUGGGAUGGGUUAUAUAUUGGAUGGAAAACUGGCUCUGAGGAUUUAUGAAGUGAUGAGUCAUAUUAAACCUAUUAAAUUUGAGGAUGUUUAUGUUGGAAUUUGCUUAAAUAUACUUAAGGUGAACAUCAGUAUUCCAGAAGAUAAACAACAAUUCUUUCUUUAUAAAAUAAAUUUUGAUAUCUGUAAGUAUAGACAUUUGAUUGCAGUACAUGGCAUUACGUCAAGUGAAAUAAUCAGGUUUUGGCAGGAUUUGUCAUCAAACACGUCAGUUACUUGCCUUUGAUUCUGUAUUAAUAUAUAAACUAAAACCUACUUGGUGUAAAAACGUUUAAAGUCCAGGGCAACACAAACCAAAACCACAGCUGUAGAGACGACUUCGACUGAAGGAGGGCUGCGCUGCCGGGGCAAAACUGCAAUGGCAGCAUUUCUCUGGGACAUUCUAAUAUUCUUAAAUAAAAAUACUGGGAACUCACAAAGCACUUUUCCACGUCUGUAUCCUAGGCAUGCAGGAUACUUUGGAAUGCACUGUCCUGUCUUCCUCUGACACUUCUCCACGUGGUCUGCUGUAACCACGGGAUUUCUACCAGAAUCUUCUGGAAUGUAUGAAAUGUCACCGCGAAUAAAGUUUAUGCCAAGAAACUAGCUCUGAAGAUACCUCCCAAAUUCCUACCUGGAUUUUUAGAACUGUUUUUGCAACUGCAUCAUCCUUUGCCACUCUCCAGUAUUUGUUCUCUGCCCAGCAUGAAACUUAGAACGACCUUCUUUGGAUAUAUCACCUCUGUAAUCCCUGUGAGAGUGUUACACCUUCUUAUUUAAACAUACCACCUCUGUACUGGUUCCGAGAGUGUUACAAGCCUGUGGAUCUUGGGGGGUCUGCAGAAGCUGAUGGGAAAUUCUGAAAACAGGAUGCACUUUGUGCAUGUAUAUGUAUAUACGUAUAAAAUAGAAUUGCUUUGGUGUCUUUGAUAAUGUUCACAGACUACUAGAGGGCUAGCUGCAGUAGCAUUCAUGUGCAGUUCAGUUACUAGACAGCUCUGAUACAUGGGGAUAAUCAAAACCCACGUGUGUACACACAUACCUCUGUGUACAGAUGCAUCCCGAGAGUUCUGGAACCACACAGGGAAGAUUAAAUCGGAUGUAUUUAUAUUGUGACUUCGUUUCUAAAAUAGUUCUCUUUCUUCAAAUUUUAAAAUGAACAAAGUAAGAAAUUCUAAGAUUCAUGUUUCUUAAAGAAAACAAACUCUAGUAUAUCUGUAAAGACGGGUAUUUAAUCACUUUAUUCAUAUCAGCAAGGCCAAGUUUUCAGUAGUUUACACUGCUAAUAGACAACAAUACAGAAUUUGCAAUUGCAUUAACAUAAUUAUUCUUGACACAUCCACUACACAGUGAAGAUACUAUAGUUACAUCCUGUACAUCUAGAAUGACAGAGCACUGCCACCUUAUUUGUACUACAGCUAAGAUGUUAUGACGUAUUUACAUUUGGCUGUCUUUCAGAUAGUCUCUUAGAGACAAAUUAGAAGAGGUGCAGAAACCUCUAGUACCAAGUUUGAGGUUUCACCAGGUUUUUUGUUACAUUGUGAUCAUGGUCAGUAUUGAAUUUUGCUAUCUUUUCAACAACUGCGCAUGGUUUUUUGAUGGAAUUAUAGGACGUGUUAUUUUCUUAGAUAUAAAAAUGAGGUCUUGGGGACAAUACUCUCUAGACAAAUAUUUCAGAUGUCAGUGUUCUAAGAAUGUAUGUUAAGAAGGUCAAAGUUUUUCAAAAAUAGAUUUUUUUUUUGUUAAACUAAAUAGCUAAAGAUACAGUAUUGCAUAACUGAGGGAAGAACGCUAUUGUAUUUCUAGAAACAGAGGUAAAACUACAGCUGUUCCUAUGGUUUUAGGAUCUGUUAUUUGAUUGUUGUACUGUGGUCAGAUCCUGAGAGCUCCGUGAGAAAUGUUUAACUUGUUCUUUGAUUGUUUAUACAUCUUAAAAAAAAACCCUCCAAUUUUUUUUUUAUAAGCCUGCCAUGUUAAAUGUUUAGAAAUAAAUUGUCACAAGAACACUGAUACUACAGCACGGUUUGUAUUGCUUUUUCAAAAAAAAUGUAAUUAUGAAAAACUACGCUAUCUUCAGAAACUGGAUAGAUAAAGCAGACAGUGCUCCUGGUCAGAGAAUAAGAAACGAGUAUCACGGAGAAAUGGCUGUGCAGGACUGCAAUAAAACCAAAACUGUCACCAAGCAGGGUAUUUUUUGUAUUUGUGCCCCAGAAUGAUAACACUGAUCAUAGAUUACAGGGCUUUUCCUUUCACAAAUGGAGGUUUAUACACAGUGAUCUGUUGAUGCCGCCUGAAAUUGUAACCUAAAAUGACAUCAAUUCUGCAAGAAAUUUACAUUGUAAAAUAA
Molecule: messenger RNA, 4486 nt
Organism: Aquila chrysaetos chrysaetos
Lineage: Eukaryota; Metazoa; Chordata; Aves; Accipitriformes; Accipitridae
Gene: B3GALNT1
Product: beta-1,3-N-acetylgalactosaminyltransferase 1 (globoside blood group)
Exons: 2
Coding region: 1424-2386 (320 amino acids)
Cellular component (GO): membrane
Molecular function (GO): N-acetyl-beta-D-glucosaminide beta-(1,3)-galactosyltransferase activity
Source: RefSeq, a predicted model, not a curated record